Molecule: messenger RNA, 924 nt
Organism: Arachis stenosperma
Lineage: Eukaryota; Viridiplantae; Streptophyta; Magnoliopsida; Fabales; Fabaceae
Product: nuclear transport factor 2B-like
Exons: 2
Coding region: 106-477 (123 amino acids)
Biological process (GO): nucleocytoplasmic transport
Cellular component (GO): nuclear pore central transport channel
Source: RefSeq, a predicted model, not a curated record
GUCAUCGAAAAAACGUAUUAGGAGUGUGCGUUAGCGUUAGGGUUGUGAGGGAGCGAGAAAGAGCGAUAGCGUGAGAGUUAAGCGGAAGGAAGGAAGGAAGCAAGAAUGGAUGCAGAUGCGUUGGCAAAGGCGUUCGUUGAACACUACUACACGACGUUCGACAACAACCGCGCCGGACUGGUGAACCUCUACCAGGACAGCUCCAUGCUCACCUUCGAAGGCCAGAAGAUCCAAGGCGCCCAGAACAUCGUCGCCAAGCUCACCUCUCUCCCUUUCAACCAGUGCCUUCACUCCAUCACCACCGUUGACUGCCAGCCCUCCUCCGCCCCCAACGGCAUGCUUGUCUUCGUCAGCGGCAACCUCCAGCUCGCCGGCGAGCAACACGCCCUCAAGUUCAGCCAGAUGUUCCAUUUGUUACCAACACCACAGGGAAGCUACUAUGUUUCGAACGAUAUAUUCCGGUUGAACUAUGCUUGAAGAUAGACAAUGGCAUAUGUGACCUGAAAGGUAGAAGUUUGCCUAUGGGCUAUAGCUGUUUCAUAUCGUGACAUUUGUAAUUGAAAAUGGAGUUCUUUUUGGCUGGAUGUGAACGAUUAGUUGUGCCAUUUCUGUUUAGAAUUUUCUAUUGUGAUUGGUUCAAAGUCGUUGUAAGGACAAAUUAUCAAAAGAUUACCGGGUAUGAGCUGAUGAUGAAAACUUUGAUAGAUUUCUGUUCUCAGAACUGAUAUAUGGGAUGGGGUCCAAGCAUCUCCUUCAUUUUUUCUUAACAAAUUGGUUCAUGCAUUUGGUUGAACUGCACCAGGAAAUCAAAUUCCUUCACCCGGUAACUCCAUUAGUGCAGCAAAUAUUGGCUUCGGUAGCAUAUUUGAUGGUAUAUCAUUUCUGAAUGCUCAUUUACGUAAUUAGUACCGGGUCUGAAACCGA